Gekko japonicus is the source of this 4592-nucleotide messenger RNA. RefSeq names its product ATPase type 13A4 (gene ATP13A4). The record is from RefSeq and is a predicted model, not a curated record. Gene Ontology annotation, cellular component: late endosome membrane. Gene Ontology annotation, biological process: polyamine transmembrane transport; intracellular calcium ion homeostasis. Gene Ontology annotation, molecular function: ATPase-coupled monoatomic cation transmembrane transporter activity; polyamine transmembrane transporter activity; ATP hydrolysis activity. The transcript is spliced from 30 exons. Lineage: Eukaryota; Metazoa; Chordata; Lepidosauria; Squamata; Gekkonidae.
AUGGGAGGAGAACAUGGAGAGAAUCACCAGGCUUUGCUCAACGAGGGAGAGGAGGCCGAAAUGGAGAUCUUUGGCUACCAGACCGACGGGUUCCGGAGGGCCCUGUGCCUUGCCGGGUACAUCCUGUCCUGCGGAGCUCUCCUGCUCGUCUUUUACUGGAAGCCGGCGUGGGACGUGUGGGCCAACUGCGUGCCGUGCGACUUGGAGGAGGCAGACGUGGUGUUGCUCAGAUCGACGGAUGAAUUCCACACUUAUUCCCGGAAGGAGGUGACUUGGAUCUCCCUGUCCGGCCUGAACUACCUUCGUCGAGAUCCUGCUGUCGUUGCCGAUGAAAGUUCUCUUUUGAACAGGGUUGUCUGGAAACCUGAGUUGGAAGUGAGCUGCAUCCACGUGCAGAAAAUCCGCUAUGCCUGGGACCUGGUCGCCAAUUGCUUCCAGAAGGUCGGAGUCCUCGAGGAAAGCCACACCUGUGCAGAUAUUCAUGCAAAAUUUGGAUCUGGGCUGCCCCCCAAAGAGCAAGAAGUCAGGAAGCUGAUCUGUGGACCCAACACCAUCGAUGUGGAGAUCACGCCUAUUUGGAAGCUGCUUGUCAAAGAGGUCCUCAACCCGUUCUACGUCUUCCAGCUCUUCAGUGUCUGCCUGUGGCUGGCCGAAGAUUACAUUGAGUACUCGGUGGCCAUCAUCCUGAUGUCCCUCCUCUCUAUCGCUCUGACGGUCUACGACCUCAGGAAGCAAUCCGUGAAGGUGCAUCGACUGGUGCAGUCCCACAACAGCGUCCUGGUCAAGGUGUGCAGGAGAGACGCAGGUGUGCAGACGAUGGAGUCGCGCCACUUGGUCCCCGGAGACCUGCUGGUCCUGGAAGGCGGCAGGCUGAUGCUGCCCUGUGAUGCCAUCCUGGUCAGCGGCGUGUGCAUUGUGAACGAGGGCAUGCUGACGGGGGAAAGCAUUCCGGUCACCAAGACCCACCUGCCCCGAGACGACAGCCAGCAGCCCUGGCAAACGAGCUGCGAGGACGACUACCGGAGGCACGUCCUCUUCUGCGGCACCCAGGUCAUCCAGGCCAAGGGAGAGGGCAAGGAGCCCGCCAAGGCGGUGGUGCUGAGCACCGGUUUCAACACCGCGAAAGGGGACCUGGUGAGAUCAAUCCUGUACCCCAAACCCAUGAGUUUCCGGCUCUACAGGGAUGCCAUCCGGUUCCUCAUGUUCCUGGUUGGAACUGCUGGGAUCGGGAUGGUGUACACCGUGUGCGUCUUUGUGCUCAAUGGGGAAGCGGCCGGCGAGGUGGUGAAGAAGGCCCUGGACGUGAUCACCAUCGCCGUCCCUCCCGCCCUCCCCGCUGCCCUGACCACCGGGAUCAUCUACACGCAGAGGCGGCUGAAGAAGAAAGGGAUCUUCUGCAUCAGCCCCCAGAGGAUCAAUAUGUGUGGCCAGCUGAACCUCGUCUGCUUCGACAAGACUGGUACACUCACUGAGGAUGGCCUGGAUCUCUGGGAACUUGUCCUGACCGAUGGACAGAGCUUCCAGAGUGUCUGCAGCUUCUCCCCGGGGAGCUCGGUGCCCUGGGGCCCGGCCUGUGCGGCCAUGGUCACCUGCCACUCCUUGGUGCUGCUGGAGGGGAAGAUGCAGGGAGAUCCGCUGGACCUGAAGAUGUUUGAGGCGACUCACUGGGAAAUAACAGAGGAUUCCAAGGACAGGGAGGGCCACGCGGGAGAACUGGGGCAUGCCGUAGUCGUCAAACCGGGACCCAAAGCCGGCCAGGUCCCCUCGGGAGGCCUGGCCAUCCUGCGCCAGUUCCCCUUCUCUUCGGCCCUGCAGAGGAUGUCUGUUGUCGUGCAGGAGCUCGAUGGGGACCACCACGUCUUCAUGAAGGGGGCUCCGGAGAGAGUGGCCGGCUUCUGCCACCCAGAAUCAGUGCCCCCCGACUUCGCCAGCCAGCUCCAGCUCUACACGCGUCGAGGCUUCCGAGUCAUCGGGCUCACACGACGUGUGUCAGAAAUGUGAUGCGCCUGAAUCCUCUGUCCAAGGGAGGAGGUGGAAUCCGGCCUGACCUUUCUGGGCUUCCUGAUCAUGGAGAACCGCCUGAAGAGGGAGACCCGGCCGGUCCUGGAGGAGCUGACGGCCGCCCGCAUCCGGAGCGUGAUGGUCACAGGGGACAACAUCCAGACAGCCAUCACGGUCGCCAGAGAUGCUGGCAUGAUUCUGCAGGACAGCCGAGUGAUUCUGGUGGAGGCCAGCGCCCCCCAGGCGGAGCACCCCUCCGCAUCCAUCACCUGGAAGCUCCUGGAGGACAGCCGGACGGGCCAAAAGGGGGGGGUGCCCUCCUUCCCUCUCACUCUUUCGCAGGACCUCCCCACCGCCUCGGGAGGAGGGAGCAGCCAGUUCCAUUUCUGCAUGACCGGGGGCUCUUAUGAGGUCAUCACGCAGUUCUUCGGACAUUUACUCCCAAAGCUCCUCCUGAACGGGACCGUCUUUGCCAGAAUGUCUCCUGCUCAGAAAGCCAGCCUGGUGGAAGAGUUCCAGAGGAUGGAUUACUUUGUGGGCAUGUGCGGAGACGGCGCCAAUGACUGCGGGGCCCUGAAAGUGGCGCAUGCGGGGAUCUCCCUGUCGGAGCAGGAGGCCUCGGUGGCUUCGCCCUUCACCUCCAGGACCCCCAACGUGGAGUGUGUGCCUGAACUCAUCAGGCAAGGCCGGGCGGCCCUGGUGACCUCCUUCUGCAUGUUCAAGUACAUGGCCCUCUACAGCAUCAUCCAGUACCUGGGAGUCCUGCUACUCUACUGGCAACUCAACUCCUUUGGGAACUACCAGUUUCUGUUCCAGGACCUGGCCAUCACCACCCUCAUUGGAAUGACCAUGAGCCUGAACGGCGCCUCCCGCAAGCUGGUCCCCUUCCGCCCCGCGGCGCGUCUCAUCUCCCCGCCCUUGCUGCUGUCCGUGGUCCUGAACAUCCUCUUCAGCCUGGCCCUGGAGGUCUGCGGCUUCGUGCUGGUGCAGCAGCAGCUGUGGUACUCCCCCGGCGACAUGUUCAGCGCCUGCUCUCCCGGGAACACGAGUCACACACGCACAAGAGCCUUCGCUGGUCUCUCCCUGGGAGCCAACGGGACAGGAAACAGCACCGGCGGGGGGGAAGAGGAGGAAGAGAGCUACCGGAGCUACGAGAACACCACCACCUGGCUCCUCAGCACCAUCGACUGCCUCCUGGUCGCCAUGGUCUUCUCCAAGGGGAAGCCCUUCCGACAGCCCACGCGGAGGAACUAUGUGUUUGUCCUCACGUUGGUGGUGCAGCUGGCCGUCUGCCUCUUCUUGCUCUUUGCCAGCUUGGAUGAGCUCUAUGCCCGGAUGGAGCUGGUGUGCACCCCCCUGGCCUGGAGGAUCGCCCUGCUGGUCAUGCUGAUGGUCACCUUCGUCGUCUCCUUCACUGUGGAGAAACUGGUGGUCGAGAACCGGGCCCUGUGGCGGUGGCUGAAGAGGGUGCUCGGCUACCAGUCCUCCAGCGCGUACCAGAAGCUGAGGAGGGCCGUGGAGGAGGACCCGGCCUGGCCCCCCCUGGGCAAGAAGGACUUCUCCGACUCCGUGGCCCUCUCCGUGGGAUGCCGGGAAGCCUACGCCAACCCAGUCUUCGAGAGCCACGAGGAGUCCCAGUCGGGGCUUGACCCCUAAGGCCAGGCCACCACAUCCCGGCCUAACUUUCUCCUCUUACCACCAGUGGAAGGAAGGGGGACUGUGCGUGGUGACACACUGCCACGUGUGGCGUCGCCAUUGGAGAACGGGACGAGACCAGGAGGGAUCGGGGUUCCGAGCCCUGCUUGCCCUGAAGUUUACCGGGUGCCUAGAGCCAGCCCCUCUCUUUCUCAGCUUAGCCUACCUUACAGGGCUGUUGUGAGGAUAAGUCAGAGGAGGAGGAGGGGGGGAGUCAUUUAUGCUGCACUGAACUUCUUGGAAGGAAGGGCAGGGUAGGAAGGUAAUAAAUCAGCCCCCCCCCCAUGCCUCAAGUCCUGCUGCGCAGACUUGGCCUGAAGAGGGCAGCGUUUCCUUCCUGUUCCUGGCUGGAAGGGCCCGAUCCAGGGCCAAGCACUGAUGGUUGCUGCUUUCUGACCACUGAGCCUAUGACGUCUUUCCUCUGCCGUGGCACGGGGCAGGGGGAGGACAAUUAGAGGUCAUUUAUUUCUUGGAGAGGGGAAAACAACACACACACACCCCGAGACUGCCAGGCACUUGAAGACUGAGUCAGGUUCCUUGUUUCCCCCCCGUGUUGUAUCCUUGAUGCUGAGAUCUGGAACACUUGCACUAAACUGCCCCUGCGAGGAGACGAGCAGUGCAGCGGACGGCAUGUCUGUUGUGGAACAGGGGGGGGGGCUGAGUUCAAAUCCUCCCUCCGCUAAAGAAUUCGCUGGGCGACCUUUGGCCAGGCAUGAACUCUCCGCAUAACCUACCUCACAGGGUUGUUGUGAGGACAAAGAGGAGGGGGCAUUUCUGUCAAUGUGAUUUCUCGAAGGAAGAGCAGCAAAUGAAUAGACGGAUCUCUUCGGAGUCUUGCACAAAAAGAGACACUUGUAUGUAAAUAUUUUAAACAGAAUAAAUGAAGAGGUCCAAAG